AUGCCUCCCCUCCCCAAUUUCAGCAACAACCCGCUCCUCACCCGAAACGACCUCCUCCACGCAGCCCUCGCCCUCGUCCGCCCUCUCCACGCCCACUUCUCCCCCGCACACGCCUUCAUCCGCCUCCCAAUCUCAACAGGCGCCCACUUCGACGAUGGCGCCGCCCUGCUCGAGGGAUUCGCCCGCCCGCUCUGGGUCAUCGCUACCCUCCUACACUCCUUAUCCUUCACUUCCGACCCUACCACCAUCGAAGCCAUAAAAACCGCCUCCCAACCAUGGAUCGAGGGCAUCCGCGCCGGCACAGACCCAGAGCAUGAAGAAUACUGGGGCACCAUUGCCAAUGGCGACCAGCGCAUGGUCGAGGCAGAGGUCCUAGCCUGCGCGCUGCUCUUCGCGCCGGACGCCUUCUUCCACGGCCAGGAUGCGACCACCCGGCGCAACAUCGUUGCGUGGCUGCGCGGCAUGCACGGGAAGGACAUGCCGGUUAACAAUUGGCGGUGGUUUCGGGUGUUUGCGAACCUGGCGCUUGUGCUUGUUGCGGGUGUUCCGUAUGGUGAGGUCAAGGGGAAAAUGGACGCUGAUUUUGAGGUGCUGGAUGGGUUUUAUCUUGGGGGUGGGUGGUCGGGCGAUGGGCCGUGGUUGUCUGCUGAGGAGGAGAUAAGGGAAAGGGAGGAGAGUAUGCGCACUGGGCGAUGGGAUGCCGUAGGGUGUGGGCGCCAGGCGGAUUACUAUUCUGGGAGUUUUGCGAUCCAGUUUAGUCAGUUGCUUUUUGUCAAGUUUGCGAGCCAUUUGGACCCCGAGCGGGCGGAGAGGUACCGGGUCCAGGCGAGGGAGUUUGGGGGGAGUUUUUGGUGGUAUUUUGACAGUGAUGGAGGCGCAAUCCCCUUUGGACGCUCCCUGACCUAUCGCUUUGCGUGCGGAGCGUUCUUCGCUGCACUGGCUGUCGCCGAUAUCCCUGAUAUGCCAGACCCGUUGGCUUCUCUCGGCGCAGUCAAAGGCUUCCUCCUGAGACAUUUACGCUGGUGGGCGACUCACUCAACAGAUAUGUUCUACGCCGACGGGACGAUGAACAUCGGCUACUUGUAUCCCAACAUGUACAUGGCCGAAGACUACAACUCCCCCCAGUCCGUCUACUGGAGCCUCAAAUCUCUCAUCGUCCUUCUCCUCCCCGACUCGCAUCCCUUCUGGACCACCCCAGAAGCACCCUACCCAUCCAUACAGCCAGCAGUUAAGAUCGUCUCCGCACCACAGCAACUCCUCUGCAACCACCCAUCCGGAGGCCACCACUUCCUCCUCAACCCAAGCCAAUUCGUCGCCUGGCCGAUGAAAGCCUCGCAGGCGAAAUACUGCAAGUUCGCGUACUCGUCCGCGUUUGCGUUUAGCGUGCCCACAGGCCCAUUAAUACAGCAGCUCGCGCCGGAUAGUACCCUUGCAUUGAGCCGGGAUGGGUGCGCGACCUGGGCUGUGAAGUGGAAGGCGUCGCCUGUUCGGUUUGGGACUGCUGUCGUACAGGGACAGGAGGAGAAAAUCCCAGUGGCGGAGGUCAAGUGGCGGCCGUGGGUGGAUGGGGAGGUCACGGUGCGGACUACGCUGGUUCCGCCGACGGAUCGGUGGCCGGAUUGGCAUGUUAGGGUUCAUCGGAUUUAUCGUAAUAAAAAUCUGGAGAGGUUGUAUUUGGUUGAAGGGGGGUUUGCGAUUGAGCGGGUGCCGAAGGCGAAUGCGAAGACGCCUGGUCGGGAGCGGAUUCUUCCUGCUCUCGAGGGUGAGGAUUGGCUGGACACGGAUAUUGGGGUAGGGGAGGGGGUUCACGUAUCAGAGGAUAGUGUGCUUGUUCUGUCUGCGGCUGGGGCGAGCGGUGUCCGUGGGAUAGCUUCCAUGGCAAGGACGGAGCAUGAGGCGCUGAAGCCGGACUCGAAUACGAAUCUCAUGGCGCAGCGGACGUUGAUUCCUGUGGUGAGGCACGAGGUUGGCUCUGAGGAAGUGGUCCUGGUGACGGCUGUCUUUGCAGUUGCAACGACACAGGACCAGAGUCAGCGGAGUCUACGGGAGAGAUGGAUGGACUUUCCACGGGUCGAUUUAGAGGACGACACUAUCACGCUGCAGUAG
This is a messenger RNA of Aspergillus viridinutans, 2106 nucleotides long. RefSeq names its product glycoside hydrolase family 154 protein. The transcript is spliced from 3 exons. Bases 1 to 2106 code for a protein of 701 amino acids. The record is from RefSeq and is a predicted model, not a curated record. Lineage: Eukaryota; Fungi; Ascomycota; Eurotiomycetes; Eurotiales; Aspergillaceae.